This is a messenger RNA of Hyaloscypha bicolor E, 759 nucleotides long. RefSeq lists its product as uncharacterized. The record is from RefSeq and is a predicted model, not a curated record. Lineage: Eukaryota; Fungi; Ascomycota; Leotiomycetes; Helotiales; Hyaloscyphaceae. The transcript has 4 exons. Gene Ontology annotation, biological process: regulation of transcription by RNA polymerase II. Gene Ontology annotation, cellular component: chromatin. The coding region runs from base 1 to 759 and encodes 252 amino acids. Gene Ontology annotation, molecular function: DNA-binding transcription factor activity, RNA polymerase II-specific; RNA polymerase II cis-regulatory region sequence-specific DNA binding.
AUGCCUCGACAGACAAGAGAAUCAACGCAGCGAACGAAACCAGUUUUGGGGGCGACUCCAUUGACUGGCGGCGUCUCGACGUCCGCUGCGGGAAGUCCAGCUGCCUUGGGCUCUCUGCAAUCUCUGGAGAAAUCGGCAGCGAAAUCCGGCACUAAACACUUUCGGUGUGAUAGGUGCUCUAGAUCGUUCACUCGGCGUGAGAACCUGUGCGGCAUAUGCGGGAAAGGCUUCUCGCGACGUGACAUACUUUCUAGACAUGAAGCGGGGCACGAAAGAUGGGACCAACAGAAUCCAUCAGUCUCGUAUUCGGGUGGCCCAAGAAAGAGAAGGAGGGUUGCCUUUGGAGAUGACGCCACGAGCUCUACGGAGACGGUGGACCCCAGCCCUGAAGUUGACGAACACGAAGCGACAGAGCAGGAUGCGUGGAAUCAAAAUCAACAACAACUUGUUUCGCCAGGCUUUGCAACACUUGCCGGUGUAUCUGUGCAUGCUGCCUAUCAGUUUAACCACUCCACUGGUCAGCAACGUACGAUUGUUGACCAAAAUUCCAACUCACUCCCGCGUAUCUCAGACGCCCGACUGCCAUUAAAGCAGCCAGCCUUCGGGCAACCAGUUCACGAUUCGUGGACGCCAGAAUCCUUUAAUUUAACCAGAUUCGAUUCAGACCUCCGCUUCCGCUGCGACCGAGGUAUCGCUUCGUAUUCCUUACUAAUUAGCGAACCUUUCCGUAUAUUAGGAGCCGCUAAUCUCGUAGCCUAA